Molecule: messenger RNA, 1502 nt
Organism: Amphimedon queenslandica
Lineage: Eukaryota; Metazoa; Porifera; Demospongiae; Haplosclerida; Niphatidae
Product: protein AF-9-like
Exons: 3
Coding region: 148-1008 (286 amino acids)
Biological process (GO): positive regulation of DNA-templated transcription
Cellular component (GO): transcription elongation factor complex
Molecular function (GO): chromatin binding
Source: RefSeq, a predicted model, not a curated record
ACUACUAGUUUGUAAAUGGCGCCUUAUUGAGGUUCUUCACGAACUUGUAGUAAAAUCCUAUUCAUUUGGCUCAAUAGUCUCCCCAAGGAGGAAAAGUAGUCUCUAAAAAGAAUCGAAUAGCUCCCAAAAGCUUAUAAAAGCUACAAUAUGUCGCAAGCAAUUCAGAUUAAAUUAGUCCUUGGUCAUUCGGCACAAUGGAGAAAAAAGCCUACACAGGAGGGAUACACACACGACUGGACGAUACUAGUUCGUGGGGAGGAUGGGCAAGAAAUAAGACAUUUUGUGGAAAAAGUAAUCUUUUUCCUACACGAAAGCUUUGCUAAGCCAAAGAGAGUCAUUAAGGAGCCGCCCUAUCAAGUCUCAGAGUCUGGCUACGGUAGUUUUAAUCUUCCAAUUGAGGUCUAUUUCCGUAAUAAAGAUGAGCCAAAGAAAGUUCGUUUCGAGUACGACCUUCUCUUACCGAACCUCAACGACCCUCCCAUCAACCAGAUACGCAGUGAGUGCCUCACUUUUCAAAACCCGAGCGAAGAAUUCAAGAGCAAGCUCCUCAAAGCGGGCGGAGUCAUAACUGGAGGCGGUCCUGGAAACAGUUCUAUUCCGCCGUCUUCGCAAAAGGUCAAACGCCCGUUGGAUGACGGUGACCUCUCGCAUAAGAAGCCGUUAAAGAUGAAGAAAGUGAAGAAGGGCGGAGACUCGAGUGGGUCUGAUACGAGCAGUGACAGCGAAAGCGACGACCAGCCGCCGUCUGCUCCUGUAUCGAAAUCGACUAAAUCGGGUCAGUCCAAGAAAUCGUCUCCUAAUACAUGGGACACGGCCGCUUUGAAGCGACUCCACAAGCAUCUAAACUCGUUGCAGGACCCCCAGCGGCUGCAAGAGAUAGUCAAUAUUAUUGAGCAAACGGGUCAGUAUAAUUUGACGCAGUCCACGUUUGAUUUCGACUUGUGCAAACUCGACGAUCACACGCUUAGCAAGCUCAGUAAAUUCAUGGAUGCAGGUGGAAUAAGUUGAAGGAAUUAAUUUAAAACAGAGAUUUGUCUUUCUUCACAUCUCUCUCUCUCUCUCUCUUCCUCUUCUCUCAUAGAAACCACCAGACUUUGUUUCUUUUAGUAUUUUGUUAUUCUCCCUCCGUCUCUCUCUUUCUCAUUCUUCCUCUCCCUCCAUCCCCCCCUCUCUCUCUCCUUUCACAUACAUUACAUACAGUAGGUUGCAGACGACUAUAAUGCAUUUUAAAAGUUUAGAAAUCACGUGCUUCUUCUACUAUUAAAUUUAAAGACGUUUUGUGUGUGCAAUGUGUGUGUGUCCUUGUGACUUUUUCCCACAAACAGAAGGGGCAAAAUAUUUAAUAAAUUGUGUAACCUCUUGUAUGAAAUAUUGUGGGUGUCUUCUUUUUUUUUCUCUUAUUUUCAAUGCACAUCUUUUACUAUUAUUGUGUCAUUAAGCUAAGGACCCUAUACAAUUAUUAUUUAAUUAUUAUUAUUUUCCUCUCCCGUUUGCUUUUCACA